AUGAUCGACGAAACUGCGGCUGUGCGUUUCCCAGUGGGCAAACGCUUUGGGCAGUGGGUAAUACUAAAAAAGAUCGAUGAGGGCGGAUUCGGUCAAGUAUAUAAGGUUGAAAACAUGAUAACUAAGAAAGUAGCGGCUCUAAAAGCAGAAUCAAACGAUAUUGAAGGAGGAUCAGCACUAAAACUCGAGAUGACUGUAAUGAGAACUAUCACUGCAGACGGCGAGAAACCGCACGUGCCAACCGUAUUUCAUGCUGCAAAACAUAGAAGAUUCUGUUAUAUGAUAAUGACAUUACUCGGAGAAAAUCUUAAAGAGCUUAAGUUAAACUGUCCAAAAGAAUAUAUGACUGCAAAAACAUGGUCUCGGAUAGCGAUACAAUGUUUAUAUAGCGUAAAACUCGUUCAUGACUACGGUUUCGUGCAUCGAGAUAUAAAGCCGAAUAAUUUUGUGAUGGGUUAUCGAGAGGACUAUGAGAGGGCACGACUCGUUCACAUUCUUGACUUUGGUCUUUCCAGAUCGUAUGCAAUUCGGAUGAGUGAUGGGAAGUGGGUGGCUAGGCGAGCUCGAGGAACAGCAGAAUUUCGAGGCACACUACGUUAUUGCUCACCUAACGUGCAUGAAAAGAAGGAACAAGGAAGAAGAGACGACCUCUGGUCACUUUAUUAUGUCUUUAUUGAAUUGCAUUGCGGACUCCCAUGGCAAACUUUACGUGACAAGCAAAAAGUAGAAAUGCUAAAAAUGCAUAUGAGCGACAAAGACCUCGUGCUUAAUUUCCCAGUUGAGUUGCAUGGCAUAGUGCCUUACCUACGAACAUUGGAUUAUUAUCAACGACCUGACUACACGAUGUUUUACGAAGGCUUGGUAGCAGUGAUGAAGCGAGUGGGAGCGAAAGCUUCAGAUCCAUAUGACUGGGAAAAUCCGGAAACUGUUAAGAACAUUCAGAAACAUCUGAAAGGCCCAUACGCCUGGGAAAAUGCGGCGGAUUUCUUUAAAAGUGACCCAGUCAAAGUAAACUGCGCUCCUCCACCAAAAGCAUCAAAGAAACGUAGACAAGAGCUUAAGUUCAUGCUUGAGCACAGUGAAAAUAAAGAGUUGUCAGAUCACACUACAGCCAGCACAGAUGUUGACAAAAAAGAAGUGACAUCUGAGUUAACAAUGACAGAUGUUGAUAAGCGAUUAGCGGUCUUCGGAGUAAUGAGGAAAUCAUCGACAUUGGGAAUGUUAAAGGAACAAGUAGUCAAGAAAAAAGCAGUGGCUGUAUCCAAGACACCAGGCGAUGCUAGAAAACAAAAAUCCGAUACGGCCGAAGAUUUGAUGAGAAAAGAGAGAGUGGAACGAAAAGAGGGAGGAAAGCCUAAAGAAAGGGAAGAAAAGAAGAAAGUACAAGACGUCAGAGAAAGGAUCGAAAAAAGAGUGCCAAAACCAGGAGAGAAGGAAUCCAAACAAGAAGUCGUAGUUGCCAAAGGAAAAGUUGGAGAAAAGUUAACAAAACCUAAAAAGGAAGAUGGAGAUGAAAAGAGGAAGACAAUAGAUUCGAGAGAAAAAAUCAAACCGGAAGAGAUGGCGAAAGAGAAGGAGGAGAAGAAAAAAACUGUCGAUUCGAAAGAAAAGGUGGAGAAAGUUGGAGGAAAGCCAGAGACUAUCCCUUCUAAGCAGGACUCCAAAGAAGCAGAAGGAAAGAGAAAAGAAGAUGAAAAAAAGAUUGUUCCUAUUGUUCCUUCGAAAGAAAAGAGUGAAAAGGAAGUAGAAAAGAAAAAACAGGAAGAGAAAAAGACCUUCCCUUCUGCGGAAAAGGAAAUGGAUGAGAAGGAAGAGGGCAAGAAGAAAGAGGAGGACAAAAAGAAGAGCGCCACUUCGAAAGAAGGGAUUGAGAAAGAGGACGAGAAACCGAAUCCGGAGAGGAUGAAGACCGUCGCUUCGAAACAGAAGGAAGAGAAGGAAGAAGGGAAGCAAGGGAGCAAAGAAGACACAAAAGGGCUUCUCGCUUCAAAAGAUAUGAUUAAAAAUGAAGAAGGGAAGUUAAAAGACGACGACAAGAUGAAAGACAUCGCUUCAAAACAGAAAGCCGCAAGUGAGGAGGAGAAGCCGAAAGAAAAAGGGAAGGUCGUACUCAAAUCACAAGAAGAUAAACUUUCAAAAGAAAAAGGGAACUUAGAAAGUAAAGAAAAAUCUGAAAACCCUUUCGGAGAAAAGAAAACCCCGAAUUCAAAAGAUAUAUUAGGGAAAGAGAAUGUUGCAAAAGCUAAAGAACCCAAGUCCUUCGAACCCGAAGGCAAAAAUAAAUCCCGCGAAAACGGAAUGCAAAAGCCGAGCCAGUCAAAGGAGCCUUCAAAUGCUGUACCUUCCACUUAA
Molecule: messenger RNA, 2352 nt
Organism: Necator americanus (New World hookworm)
Lineage: Eukaryota; Metazoa; Nematoda; Chromadorea; Rhabditida; Ancylostomatidae
Exons: 13
Coding region: 1-2352 (783 amino acids)
Biological process (GO): signal transduction; peptidyl-serine phosphorylation
Cellular component (GO): cytoplasm; nucleus
Molecular function (GO): protein serine/threonine kinase activity; ATP binding
Source: RefSeq, a predicted model, not a curated record